UUCUCUGCAUGUGAACCUAUAUACCUUUUUUUCUCAUACCCAUGCUCUAAUCGCAUUUCUACACAUUUCCACUUCCAUUUAUCUUUUUUUUUUUCUUUUUACCCGUAAACAUGCCAAUCAUUGAGUUUGAGCCAAGUAUUUCUAGUGUCACAGGCAGCACAACUUCUACUAGACCUCAUGUUAACACAAGAAUGGAGAAUUCCACAGUUCAUGCUGAGCCACCAGGGUUGACAAAUAACAUGAACCCAAACUUGGAAUCGAGAGUUUCAAAUCAAAAUCCGUCGAUACCAUCACAGUUGCCCUUUCUACGCAAAUCAUUACGUCCUAUUACACUCAAGUUUGAAGAUUUGGCUUACAAUAUUAACUUGCAAUCUGGAAAAGACCGUUGUUUAUUCACCUCAGCUGACUCAAAAAGAACCCGGACUGUUCUCAAUGGAGUCAGUGGUGUAGUCCGACCAGGAGAGUUACUAGCCAUGCUUGGUCCAUCAGGCAGUGGAAAAACCACCUUAUUAGCUGCCCUUGGUGGUAGACUAUCUGGAAAGCUUUCAGGCAGCAUAACAUAUAGCGGCCAGACCUUCUCAAGCUCAGUGAAACGAAAAAUCGGCUUUGUGACACAAGAUGAUGUGUUAUACCCACACCUAACGGUUUUAGAAACUUUAACGUAUGCUGCAAUGUUGAGGCUGCCCAAGAGUUUAACCCAUGAAGAGAAAGUAGAACAAGCUGAGCUCAUCAUACUUGAACUUGGGUUAACAAGAUGUCGUGACAGCAUCGUGGGAGGGCCACUUAUUCGUGGUGUUUCGGGUGGGGAGAGGAAACGGGUUAGUAUUGGACAGGAAAUGUUGGUGAACCCGAGUUUGUUGCUUUUGGAUGAGCCGACUUCAGGGCUGGACUCUACCACGGCUCUUCGGUUAAUGGCCACGUUGAAUGGGUUGGCUAGAGGAGGGAGGAGCGUGGUCACCACGAUCCAUCAGCCAUCAAGUAGGCUGUAUUGGAUGUUUGAUAAGGUUUUGGUUUUAUCUGACGGCAGCCCAAUUUACUAUGGUUGUUCGGGUCAGGUUAUGGAGUAUCUUGCAUCCAUUGGGUAUGUGCCAGGGUUUAGUUUGAUGAACCCUGCUGAUUUUCUGCUUGAUCUUGCCAACGGGGUGGUUCCUAGUACAAACCCGGAUGAUCACCAAGAUUAUAGACAAGACAGCCAUGAAGAAGGCAAAUCAGUUAAGCAGUUUCUGAUAUCAUCUUACAAGAAAACCCUUUACCCUCUCAUUAAAGAGGACAUCAAUAGAGAGAUCAAUGAUGCAACUCGUGCUAUUAGAGGACCACAGUCUCCUAAUUGUUGUGACAACAGGUGGACCACAAGUUGGUGGACACAAUUUAAAGUGUUGUUCAAAAGAGGUCUUAGAGAAAGGAGGCACGAAUCGUACUCGGGAUUACGAAUUUUCCAAGUGAUGUCUGUCUCAAUCUUAUCAGGUCUUUUAUGGUGGCAUUCUGAUACAUCACACUUGCAAGAUCAGGUGGGACUGCUCUUCUUCUUCUCAAUAUUUUGGGGCUUUUACCCUCUAUCCAAUGCCAUAUUCACAUUCCCUCAGGACCGCCCAAUGCUAAUAAGAGAACGCUCAUCAGCAAUGUACCGCCUCUCGUCUUAUUACUUUGCUAGAAUGGCAGGGGACUUGCCAAUGGAACUAGUUCUCCCAACCAUCUUUGUAACAAUCACAUACUGGAUGGGCGGACUCAGACCUUCGCCCAUCACAUUCGUGCUAACGGUUCUAAUCAUUCUAUUUAACGUGCUGGUGUCACAAGGACUUGGACUAGCCCUGGGAGCCAUACUCAUUGACCUAAAGCAAGCAUCCACCUUAUCAUCAGUGAUCAUGCUUGUGUUUUUACUUGCUGGUGGUUACUAUAUUCAACAGAUUCCACCAUUCAUCAGUUGGUUGAAAUACAUUUCAUUUAGCCAUUAUUGUUAUAAGCUUUUAGUGGAAGUACAAUACAUGGAGACUGAGGUUUACGACUGUCCGACGGGUAUCCACUGUAGAGUUUUAGAUUUUCCAGCGAUUAAGUAUCUCGGCGUCGAUCACUUGUGGUGGGAUGUGGCCGCUUUGGGUAUAAUGUUGGUGGGGUACAGGUUUCUUGCUUAUGUAGCAUUGAGGAUGGGAAAAUCUCAUUAAUCAUCUUGCCUUUAGUUGUAUUUAUUCAUGUGUCCAAUAAAGUAGAAGGUAAUUAAGUAGAAAACGAACUGAUUAUAUAUUAGAUGGACUUGAUGCAGGAUUAGAGAUAAUUGACUCAACUUGUAAUUGCAUAUUUAUGCAGUUCUAACUGCAUUUGUACCAUUUAAUAUUCA
Helianthus annuus (common sunflower) is the source of this 2332-nucleotide messenger RNA. Its product is annotated as ABC transporter G family member 21. The transcript is spliced from 5 exons. Lineage: Eukaryota; Viridiplantae; Streptophyta; Magnoliopsida; Asterales; Asteraceae. Gene Ontology annotation, cellular component: membrane. Gene Ontology annotation, molecular function: ATP hydrolysis activity; ATP binding; ABC-type transporter activity. The record is from RefSeq and is a predicted model, not a curated record. The coding region runs from base 111 to 2159 and encodes 682 amino acids.